Lingula anatina is the source of this 3011-nucleotide messenger RNA. RefSeq lists its product as uncharacterized. The record is from RefSeq and is a predicted model, not a curated record. Lineage: Eukaryota; Metazoa; Brachiopoda; Lingulata; Lingulida; Lingulidae. Gene Ontology annotation, cellular component: membrane.
AAUUGUGUGUGUGUUAUUAUUUUACUUGGAGUAUUUACUUUUGAGGAAGUAAAGAGGCUGUUGUGAAGAUAAACAAUAUGGCGGAAUAAGGAGAAGGAAGACACAAAUAUUUAAAGUUAAAAAAAUGGAAUUUGAAAAAUCUGCCGCUGGUCCGUCUGACGACCCGCCAGCAUAUUCAGCAGGGGGAUAUACCCAGCCCCCACCUAUUGCACAGCCGCCUGCAUUUGCACCAGUGCAUGGACCACCACCACAGCCACCACCACCACCGCAGCCAGGGUAUGGGGGUCAGUUUGGUGGUCAGUAUUACAGACAGCCAUGUGGUCAGCAGACAGGCUACUACAUGCAAGGCCAACAGGUGAUAACACCAGCCUUGCCUACCCAACCUGUUGUGAUCAUUCAACAGCCUCAACCACGGCAGCCACCACCAGUGAGACCAGGGGAAAGAGCAGGCUGGGCCAGUGACUCAGCUCAGAGGUGUGCUGUUCUACAGUUGGUUGCUGGAAUAAUGUCCAUAAUCCUGGGCAUUGCUGCAAGUGCCUCUGAUGCUGCUCUGGGUGUCGUGGGCAUGGGAAUCACAGCGGGCAUUUUCUACACCAUAGCUGGAAGUCUAGGCAUAGCAGUAGGGAGAGAGAAGAAGACAGCCAUGAUAGUGUCCCACAUGAUCUUCUCCAUCUUUUCCAGUUUAAUCUCCUUGCCCUUGCUGGUCAUUCAUAGCAUUGGAGCAGCAUUGGAAGAAGAUGAACACUGCACCAACUCUUACUUCUGGAUUUGGACCGUCAAGAAGGAGUGCGAGCAGCCUCAGCUUGGGGGUCACAACUUCAUCCAUGCUGUCCUGAUUAUUAUCUCUCUGGUAGAGUCUGUUGUGGCCAUCAUUUCUGCUGCUUUGUGUUGCCGUACCACCUGCUGCGGCUCCUCUCCAGUAGGGGGUCAAGUCUUCUACACCGCAAAUACACAUCAAGUGCAGAUGAUCCCUGGCGGGGGCACUGUUCACUACAUACGCCCUGGAAACUCCGUCGCCACUACCAACAUGAUCACAACCACGCAUUACCAAGAGAGUGCCAGAAUAAGUUGAAUUCCCCCCCCCCCUCCGGAGUUUAAUUGAAUUAUAAUUAAUUUUUGUAUUUAAUUUGGUGCAAAAAUCCUAAAUAGAAUACCUUAAACUCUUUGAUAAAUCAAUCUAACAUUUUCAGUGUAAAAAGAACAUGCAAUCCCAUUUAUAUAUUUGCUUUCAGGUAUUGAAUGUAUGCCAGUAAUAAAUGUACAGUAUGUAAUUAAGACUUUGUCACAUCAAUACUUCCAGCAAAAAGUUACAAUACUAACUGUAUAUACAAUUAUAGCAGAACCUUUUUCAGUUAUUAGAGCAACUAUUUGGAGACUAGUUUUGUUGAAGUCUGAAACUGCUGGCUUUGGACAUUAGUUUAUUGUCCAAGUUUGAAGUGCUGAACACCUGUUUGAAUGUUUUUUUUUUAUGCUGUGAAAGUGUGUGUAUACAUAGCACACCUUCCGUUUGACUUUUUCCCUGUAAACUCAGGUGUGAAAAGUGAUGAUGCAUAAUUCCAGCCCAGUCUGUGGUAAUCUUUGUGAAGGGUUUAUAUUGUUUUAUUUUUUAGAGCUUUUCUUAAAUCAUAUGUAGUGUAUGUAAAUAUGCAGGGUUUUAGAAUUAAAGAAGUGUGUGUGUGUGUGUGUGCGUGCGUGCGUGUGUGUAAGAUGAUGAUGAUAAUGAUGUGUAUAUUUAUAGAUGUAUAUUUGUAAUGAAAGAACACAAAUUAUACAUGUUUUCUGUAAAAAGAUACCACAGUGAUAAAGAAGAAGAAGCAUAGCUACUCAAGUAUAAUGUAUGACUAUAUAAUUAUCAAUAACUAUAAUAAUUGUAAGAUCAAUAAUAAUAAUAAUAAUAAUAAUAAUAAUAAUAGAGAUAACAUGACCAAUGAGAAUGUGAGAUGAUGCCCACGUGACAAAACAAAGGACAAAGACUAUGAUUAGGAACACAAAAAUAUCCAUAUAUUGGCUACGUGUUAUUAGUAUUUGUCUUUACUAUUUUGAAAAAAAAAAUCUUGUCUUUUUGCCAAUACCAAAAUCACUGUAACAGUUUUUCUUAGGAAGGACCAAUGUAGUAUGUAUGAAUGGGAAACACCACCACACAUUGAUAGAGUUCUUUUAACAGGGUGAAUGUUUAACUAGUCAAAUAGAACAUACAUGGCAAUUAUGAAACAUAGGCUGAAAAACCUUCAUACCCUUAGCUUACGGCCAACCUGGACAUAGGCCUUCAUCAGUCUGAUGGAAAAUGCUAACCGUAUGAGUUUUUUUAGCUUGUGUUUGAUAAUUUUUACUUAUGAUCCAACAACCAAGCUAUUGAACAUUUUUGCUCAUUUAGUCAAAUAGAAAUUCUGCACUAAUGUGCAUCAAUGAAAUGUUUUUUUAUUAUUUAUUGAGUGAUCUACAUGUAUGCUAAUUAUAAUUCUGGUCACCUACCCAAAUUACAUUUAAGUUUUCAUCUAGAAGAAAUAAUUGUAGGUGAGGUAAAAAGAUAUAGUAAAACAUGGCAUAUUCAUGUAAAUAUUAAGUAUAUACUAUUGUCUUCUGUGAGCUGACAAUAAAUUGCCACUCAAAAUUCCAGAUUGCUUAGUGAUGCAUUGCCCUAUGUUUUGUGAAAUUAAAUGUGCACAUAUUCUUCUUUCCAUCAACAGUAUGUAUAAAACACUUUUGUGUUGAAACAACCCAUUGACAUUAUAGAAAAUUUAUAUUUUUUUACAUUUACUCUUUCUAUUAGUACAUGCAUCUGCAUAUAUAUGUAAUUUUUUAGAAUUUUCUUUUUCUUUAUCCUUUUCAGUUGUAAUUAGGCCUUAGAAAGAUUCGAAACACUUCCCACUUUUAUAUGGAUCAUUCAGAUGCGUUUUAUUAUAUACAAUGUACAUAUAGGUGAACUAAUUGUCAUUCUUUUUUAUGGUGUGCCAAGCAAAUUUUAAUGUAUGUGGAAGAAAAUUAAACCCAGAGAAUAAUAAAAACGUCUA